Messenger RNA from Ictalurus punctatus (channel catfish), 1474 nucleotides. It is a transcript of the gene pigl, whose product is annotated as phosphatidylinositol glycan anchor biosynthesis, class L. The coding region runs from base 29 to 910 and encodes 293 amino acids. The record is from RefSeq and is a predicted model, not a curated record. Gene Ontology annotation, biological process: GPI anchor biosynthetic process. The transcript has 7 exons. NCBI's taxonomy places the organism in Eukaryota, Metazoa, Chordata, Actinopteri, Siluriformes, Ictaluridae. Gene Ontology annotation, molecular function: N-acetylglucosaminylphosphatidylinositol deacetylase activity. Gene Ontology annotation, cellular component: endoplasmic reticulum.
ACCCGGAUUAUUUUGUGAGACGGGAGACAUGUUUGUUUUGCUUUCAGUCACCCUGUGUUUCCUUGGUUACAUUAUUUGUAUAAAACUGAUAUAUAAUAGAUUUAAGCGGCUAUGGCCGUCGUCACGGAGUAACAUUUUACGUUCUUCGAGUCCUGCUAAAGAUGUAAACUUUCUGCCGUCACGUGAUCCGUCUGAUUCGCCGUGCAGGACUUGCGGUAAUGCCGCGCGCCCGUUUGAUGAAGUGCGGGUUCUGCUCGUCACCGCGCAUCCUGAUGACGAAUGCAUGUUUUUUGCACCAGCGCUUUUAAAACUGACCGAAUCAAAUGCAGCCGUUCACUUGCUGUGCUUGUCAUCAGGGAAUUACUACAAUCAAGGGGCCCAGCGUAAAGAGGAACUGCUUGGCAGCUGUGCUGUUUUAGGAAUUCCAGCUCACCGAGUCACUGUUAUUGACAACAAAGAGUUGCAGGAUGACCCAAAGACUGAGUGGAGCAUUGCGCUGACCGCAUCACUGAUCCUUAAACACAUCACAGCUUAUUCCAUUAACCUGGUGCUGACAUUUGAUAAGGGAGGAGUGAGCGGGCACGCCAAUCACAUCUCCAUCUACAAAGCAUUCAGUCAUCUAGCAUUUGUUGGGAGAAUACCUGAAGAUUGCCAGGUCCUCUCCCUACAGACCAUUAGCAUCCUCAGGAAGUAUCUGUCUAUCUUUGAGCUGCCAAUCAGCUGGCUCUUACCCUCGGCCUUCUGCUGCAUCAUAGGACCAAACGAAUACAAAAAAGCUAAGGAGGCCAUGUUUCAUCACAGCUCACAGCUCCUCUGGUUCAGACACCUCUACAUAUUGUUCUCACGCUACAUGUUUGUGAACACCUUUCGAGUCGUGCCCGUAGAGAAAAAUGAUGUGAAGUUCUACUAGAAGGAAUGCUCUCCGACUCUGAAGAGUACUGUGACUGUCCAAAAUAAAGCACUGAUUUUUUUUUUUUCCUUUUCAAUUUAAUGAUUAUAAGAAAUGCCCUGCACACACGCACACAGCUCAAUUUACUGGAAUAUAGCUUUAUUUAUUUUUUUUUAAAUUGUAAAAAAAAAAAAAAAAAAAUUUUAGUUGUUACAUGUUCUGUGUUUUGUUAUACUACUACUUUAAUGCCACUUUCACAGUUUACUUAUUCUUGGACUUUAAAUACUUUCAACACUACAUAACCUGUUAAAGUGGAAAAUAGCCAAAGGCUGUGACAUUAUUUAAACAUUUCAUUCCAUCUUGUAUGCGUGGAGUGUUUUGUUAAAACCAUAUAUAUAUAUAUAUAUAACCAAACGUAUAGUGUGAAAGCUGCUUGUGUUCUGUUGUGGACAAGAGUAAGACUUGUCUACUGUACCAAUUAACUUUGAAUACCUGAAUACGCUUUGUAAAUAGUUUGUAUCAGUGUUAUUAUCGAUGUUAUUUCAUUAAACUCCUAAGAUUUAAGAAUAAAUAAUUCCAGAUGAA